AUGUCUCUCAUCACCAUAUCAGCAAUUGUCAAAGCCGACGCCUCCUUUGCUUUUCCUCCCUACGGUUUACCCACCAAUAAGAAUAUAUCAGUUCAAAAGACCACCACCACUGGACAGUAUCAAAUAACAUAUGACGGCGUUUUUGCAAGCAUGCCAGUGGUUACGGUUACACAAGCUUGGCUGGGAACUCUGGGAAGUUCUGGCGGCUCGGCUUAUGAUAACGCCGUUGUUAACGAGAUCACGAAAUUUUUGGACAAGGCGUAUACGACUAUGAAAGUGGGGGGUGGGGAUGGACAUGGGCAGUGGCGUAGCUUCACUGUUGUGCUUACUGGAUAUCAGAACGUGGACAAGAAGGAAGGAGAGGCGGGCACUGGCACGCUUCUCAACUUUUACUUCAAUUUUUGA
This is a messenger RNA of Laccaria bicolor S238N-H82, 405 nucleotides long. RefSeq lists its product as uncharacterized. The coding region runs from base 1 to 405 and encodes 134 amino acids. The record is from RefSeq and is a predicted model, not a curated record. Lineage: Eukaryota; Fungi; Basidiomycota; Agaricomycetes; Agaricales; Hydnangiaceae. The transcript is spliced from 3 exons.